Molecule: messenger RNA, 527 nt
Organism: Populus euphratica (Euphrates poplar)
Lineage: Eukaryota; Viridiplantae; Streptophyta; Magnoliopsida; Malpighiales; Salicaceae
Product: cytochrome b5-like
Exons: 2
Cellular component (GO): membrane; intracellular membrane-bounded organelle
Molecular function (GO): heme binding
Source: RefSeq, a predicted model, not a curated record
AACUAUAAUGUGUUGGAACAGGUGUAUGACGUGACAAAAUUCUUGGAAGACCAUCCCGGUGGUGAUGAGGUUUUGCUGUCAGCCACAGGAAAGGACGCAACUGAUGAUUUUGAGGAUGUUGGUCACAGUAGCACCGCAAGAGCAAUGAUGGAUGAGUUUUACGUAGGUGAUAUUGAUACAGCAACCAUCCCUGCCAACGUCAAGUACACUCCUCCUAAACAACCUCACUACAACCAAGACAAGACACCAGAAUUCAUCAUCAAGCUCCUGCAGUUCCUUGUUCCCCUGAUAAUCUUGGCUGUGGCUGUUGGAGUCCGCUUCUAUACCAAAUCACCUUCAGCAUAGCCACAAUUAAGAACUUGAAAUGUGACCAAAAUAAGUUUGUCUUAGUUGUCUUUGUACCCUUGUUGGAGGUGGGACUGUUGCAGACGAGAUCUUUGAUAUCCAAGCAUUGAGUGAUCAAUGUUUGUUUUCUCCUUGCCAGUGUCUUCUUAUAAAAUUUUAUUAUUCAUGUUUUCAUCCUUUUA